Molecule: messenger RNA, 1272 nt
Organism: Labrus bergylta (ballan wrasse)
Lineage: Eukaryota; Metazoa; Chordata; Actinopteri; Labriformes; Labridae
Source: RefSeq, a predicted model, not a curated record
UCAGAAUAAUUUUUUUAUCCAACAUGCUCUGGUUUCUUUUGCUGUUCUGUGGCUUGUCUUUGGCUGAGGAGGGUGUGAAUGAUCCUGAAACACAGUCAUGCUUUCCUGACGUGUAAUCUCUUUAAAGAGGUUGGUGCCAUGUCAGAAAAAAUCAGAUCUUUGGAAACCAGGCUGCAGGAAAGUGAAACCAGGCUGCAGGUCAGUGAAACCAGGCUGCAGGUCAGUGAAACCAGGCUGCAGAACAUUGAAACCAAGCUGCAGAACAUUGAAACCAGGCUGCAGAACAUUGAAACCAAGCUGCAGAACAGUGAAAGUCACAUUCUGGAACUGAAGAAUAAAGAACGAACCAAGGUGAUCUUCAGUACAGCGGUAGGAGAAGGAGAAAAACACAUUGGACCUUUCACCACAGACACAACUUUAAUCUACAAAACAGUGAUUACAAACAUUGGAAACGGCUACAAUGCAGCCACAGGUAUCUUCACUGCACCUGUUGCAGGUGUUUAUUACUUCAUAAUCUUUUUUCAAGCUGGAUGGAAACAUAAGACAUCUCUGCAUCUCUACAAGAACUCUGAGGUGAAACUCUCUACCUUUGAUGAAGAUACAGUGACCAACAGAAGUGAUAAUGGAGGAAACGCAGGGUAUUUUCAUCUACAGCGAGGAGACCAGGUGUAUGUGCGCUUGUCACAAAAUUGUUUGGGGAAGCGACUAUUAUACGACUUUUAGUGGUUCUUUGGUCACUCAAAUGUGAGAAUCAAUACUCUAAUUUUCCGACUUAAAUGUGUCUAUUACCAUUAUCUAUAAAUGUUCUGUUAAUUAUCAAAUAGAAAUUCUGAUUUUGAGAUUAGCUUCAUUUAAUUAAUUAAAAGUUAAUGAAAUCAGAAAUUGCUUGCCCAAUCACAUUGGUUGGUUGUAGAGUUGACGUGACUCAGGUUUUGCGAAUCAAAACGCAGGAUGGUCCAACAUGGUCCUUGUUACUCUUCCUAUCAUACCUGACUUUCUUUCUUGAAAUAAUUGUCAUUUUAUUGAAAAGAUGCUUGAAUUAAACAAUAAACAUACUAAAGACAAGAUUAAAUUUGCCUGGUGAGACAAAUCUCUCUGCAUUGCACAACAAAGACAAAAAAAUUCCAAUAACUGUUAUAUCAUUUUUUUUAUUGCUGCUAUUGAGCCUUACCUAUAUAAAGACAGACCCCAGACCCCAGUUUCCUCACAAACAGACCCCAGUCUGUGCGGGUGGGCAACAACACGUCCAGUGUCAUCUCCCUGAGCACCGGC